Ochotona curzoniae (black-lipped pika) is the source of this 1864-nucleotide messenger RNA. RefSeq names its product zinc finger protein 821 (gene ZNF821). The coding region runs from base 324 to 1562 and encodes 412 amino acids. NCBI's taxonomy places the organism in Eukaryota, Metazoa, Chordata, Mammalia, Lagomorpha, Ochotonidae. The transcript is spliced from 7 exons. The record is from RefSeq and is a predicted model, not a curated record. Gene Ontology annotation, molecular function: RNA polymerase II cis-regulatory region sequence-specific DNA binding; DNA-binding transcription factor activity. Gene Ontology annotation, biological process: regulation of transcription by RNA polymerase II.
GCGUCGCCAUCUUUUUUCCCCCUCCGUCCGUCUGUCUGCCGUUGGCUUUGUCCGUCUGCGGAGCAGCUCCUCGGCUCCCCGCCGUCGGCUCAGUUCCCGGAGCCCGUCCUCCCGUCCUCCGGGGCCCAGUCCCGGAGAGUCCCCGGCCCGGCCGAUCGGAGCUGCAGCCCGGGGGGCUCAUUGUCCGGCGGUCCGUCUGUCCGGAGGCGGGGCCCAGGCGAGCGCAGCGACGCGCCGAGGCGCCGGGUUAAUACUUUGCAAAGUUAUAGUAACAAAUCCAGUCGUGAAGCUGGGAAAGGCCAGAAUUCUCAGAUCAGAGAAACAUGUCCCGUCGGAAACAGACGAAUCCAAAUAAAGUUCACUGGGAUCAAGUAUUUGCUGGGUUAGAAGAGCAAGCCCGCCAGGCGAUGAUGAAAACUGAUUUUCCUGGAGACCUUGGCAGUCAGCGACAAGCUAUCCAACAACUAAGAGAUCAGGACUCCAGUAGCAGUGACAGUGAGGGUGAUGAAGAGGAGACCACACAAGAUGAAGUCUCUUCCCACACAUCAGAGGAAGAUGGAGGGGUGGUCAAAGUCGAAAAAGAGUUAGAGAAUGCAGAGCAACCUGUUGGUGGGAACAAACUGGUAGACCAUGAGGUCACUGAGAGUUUGAAUUCUGACCCCUUGCUUGAGCUCUGCCGGUGUCCCCUCUGCCAGCUGGACUGUGGGAGUCGGGAGCAGCUGAUCGCUCACGUGUACCAGCACACUGCAGCAGUGGUGAGUGCCAAGAGCUACAUGUGUCCUGUCUGUGGCCGGGCCCUCAGCUCCCCAGGGUCACUGGGUCGCCACCUCCUAAUCCACUCAGAGGACCAGCGGUCUAACUGUGCUGUGUGUGGAGCCCGUUUCACCAGCCAUGCCACCUUUAACAGUGAGAAACUUCCUGAAGUACUUAACAUGGAAUCCCUACCCCCAGCCCAUAAUGAGGGACCCUCCAGCACUGAGGGAAAAGACAUUGCCUUUAGUCCUGCAGUGUACCCUGCUGGAAUUCUGCUUGUGUGCAACAAUUGUGCUGCCUACCGUAAGCUACUGGAAGCUCAGACCCCCAGUGUACGCAAGUGGGCCUUACGUCGACAGAAUGAGCCUUUGGAAGUGCGGCUACAGCGGUUAGAACGGGAACGCACGGCCAAGAAGAGCCGUCGGGACAAUGAAACCCCAGAGGAGCGGGAGGUGAGGCGCAUGAGGGACCGGGAAGCCAAGCGCCUACAGCGUAUGCAAGAGACAGAUGAGCAGCGGGCACGCCGGCUACAGCGCGAUCGGGAGGCCAUGCGGCUCAAGCGGGCAAACGAAACCCCAGAGAAGCGACAGGCCCGGCUCAUCCGAGAGCGAGAGGCCAAGCGACUCAAGAGGAGGCUGGAGAAAAUGGACAUGAUGUUGCGAGCUCAGUUUGGCCAGGACCCUUCAGCCAUGGCAGCCUUAGCAGCUGAAAUGAACUUCUUCCAGUUACCUGUCAGUGGGGUGGAACUGGACAGCCAGCUUCUGGGUAAGAUGGCCUUUGAAGAGCAGAACAGCAGCUCUCUGCACUGAACCCUCCUGCCCACCCUCCCCCCAUGCAUUGCACCUACCCCAGUCACAGGAGUUAGUGCUGCAGCCAUCCCAAGGUCAUCCUUGCUGCCAGGGGCAGGCCCAAGCUGGCUGCAGGUGGACCUGUGUACCCCUUGCAUGUGGGUCAGGAGGCACCCAGCCCAAGGCAGCUCUGGACAAGGGAGCAGGCGCUCCCAGAGGACAGGACUUGAUAGCCCACUGCUGUAGGCUGGGCUUUGGGACUGUGGGGCCCCAGAUAUGGCCCACGAAGUUGUGAGGACAAAUAAAUUAAAUUUUUAUCUUUA